CUCAAAUAGUACUACUCUUUUCUUUCUCUGUUGUAAUCAUCACUCUUAUUUUCUUUCCUGCGGCCUUGCUUGUUUUCCCAAGUGAACUUUCUAGGGUUGUAGGUUAUGCUAGUGUGAAUUGUGAUUCUAGCGAACAAAAAUGGCGAAGAAGAAGAAUCCUUUAGUUUUUAUGGAUGUGUCAAUAGAUGGUGAUCCUUUUGAAAGGAUGACUUUGGAGCUCUUUCCUGAUAUUGCUCCCAAGACAGCAGAAAAUUUCCGUGCCCUUUGUACAGGAGAAAAGGGUAUUGGAUCCAAAACUGGAAAACCGUUGCACUACAAGGGCUCCUUUUUCCAUCGCAUCAUUAAAGGUUCCAUUGCUCAGGGUGGCGAUUUUGUUAAAAGAGAUGGAACUAGUGGAGAAAGCAUAUAUGAUGGGAAGUUUCCAGAUGAACCACCCCGGCUAAAGCAUGAUGGCCCUGGUCUUUUAUCUAUGGCAAUUUCUGAUCGUGACACUGUUGGUUCACAAUUCGCUAUUACCUUCAAGGCUAAUCAUAAUCUUGACAGAAAGUAUGUAGUUUUUGGAAAGCUUGUGCAAGGAUAUGAAAUGCUGAAGAAAAUUGAAAAUGUUGGUGAUGAAGAAGGAAUUCCAACAGUAACAGUGAAAAUAGUUAAUUGUGGUGAAGUCAGUGAAGAGAAACGGAAAAAUAAGGUGAAAAUCGGGAAAGAUGCUUCUGAUGUUGUCAAUUAUGAAGCGAGAAGGAAAGGGAAGCAUAAGAAAUCUUCAAGAGACAUACGGAAGAGGAGAAAAAGAUAUUAUUCAUCUGAUUCAGAAAGUUCUUUGGAUUCUGAGACAGAAUCACCAGAUUCUGAUAGUGAUUCUGAGUCGUAUCUUUCAUCAUCCUCUGAGUCUGACAUUAAUUCUUCAAGUGAUGACUGGCGCAAAAAGAGGAAGAGAUCUUAUAAACGAGAAAAAUAUAGGCAUGGAAAAAGAAGAGAUAGACGCCAUGAUAAAAAGAGAAAAAGACAUGAUAAGAUAUCGAAACGCAGAUCAAAAAGGGCUACGGAUAGUCUUACUGAUAAUGACAGUGAGAGUAAAACGGAUAGUAGCACUGAUAACAGUGCUGAUUCUCGAAGAAAAUUUCAGAAGGAUAAAGACCUUUCUGAGAAAAGUGCUGGGACUCAAUCCCCCUCAGCUGUAGAGAGAGAAUUUCGACACGGAAAAAGGGAAGAGGCUGAUUUGUGCAUAAAGGAGCAUGAUGCUUCCAAUGAAAAUGGAGAGCGGCAGAGUAAUGGCAAUGAAAAAGAUGCUAAAUCUGACAGAAGUGCAGAGAGAGAACCUGAUGUGGUAGAUGAUCAUCCAAGCAAAUCUAGGAGCCAAAGCAUGAGUCCUAAGAGGAGCAUUCGAAAGAGUGUUAGUCCCAGGAGACCAAGCUGCAGCCCAAGUCCUAGCCCAAGGCGAAGUGUGAGCAGGAGUCCCCCACGUUUUCCAGAAAGAAAUGGAAGUGGAAGUGCUGUUAGAAGCCUUAGUAAAAGCCCUUUGAGGGGUAGAAUGAGUAGAAACAUCGAUAGGAGUCCAGUGAGAGCACGUUCUCAAAGAAGCCCAAGUAGGAGCCCACCCAGAUCAUCAGCAGGAGCACGUUUUCAGAGAAACGUCAGCAGAAGUCCUGUAAGAUCUUCGAGAAGAAGCAUCAGCAGAAGUCCUGUAAGAUCUUCGAGGCGGAGCAUCAGCAGAAGUCCUGUAAGAUCUUCGAGGUGUAGCAUCAGCAGAAGUCCUGUAAGAUCCUCUCAUAGAAGCAAAAGUAGGAGCUCAGGAAGGGUUGCACCUAGGAGAAGCCCAAACAAAAGUCCGUUGAGGGAAACCAGUAGGAAGUAUCGCAGUAAUUGUUCGAGGAGUCCCACCCCGGUCCGAAGGGUAAGGUCCUCUCCUGCUGAUCGAAGUCGAAGUUUAUCAAGAGGUGUUUCACCUGAUGCAUCACCUAAGCGCAUCAGAAGGGGCCGGGGUUUCAGUGAGCGCUACUCCUAUGCACGGAGAUACAGAACCCCCUCUCCAGAUCGUUCCCCUGUGAGGUCCUAUCGUUACAGUGGUAGAUUUGAUAAUGAGAGGAGGUAUUCACCUCGGCGUUAUAAAAGCCCUCCAAGAGGAGUUCCUUCAAGGUUCAGAGGCAGAAGAAACAGGACACGAAGUCCAUCUGUGUCACCUAGCCCUCGAUACUGUAAUCGUCGAUAUAGCCGUAGCCCUAGUCGCAGUCGAAGCCCUGUUCGCAGCCGCUCUACAUUUGAUGCAACCAGAUCUCGUGCCUCUCCAAGGGCUGGUAGGAGAAGGUCCCCAUCUCAGACCAGGAGCCGAUCCGAAUCAAGGUCCUCAUUGGACUCUCAGUCUCCGAAGCAGGCAAGCAAAGCAAGGUCGAGGUCAUCUUCCGGAAGUCCAGAUGGUAAAAAGGGCCUGGUCUGUUAUGAUGAUGGCUCACCUGACUCGGGAAGGUGAAUAGGGUUUUUUCAUUUCAGAGCCGUUCUUCUCUUCCUGCACUGCACUAUGUGGUCUUACCAAACUGUUGUUUCUGGUUUGUUGUGUUGUUGCUAGACGUUGUGUUCAGUAUCUAAAUAUCGGAUUUUAGCAUUUUUAACUCACUUGGCUUGCGUUUAGGAUUUUUUUUAUUAUAAAUAAUUACUC
Messenger RNA from Hibiscus syriacus, 2650 nucleotides. Its product is annotated as peptidyl-prolyl cis-trans isomerase CYP95-like. Gene Ontology annotation, biological process: protein peptidyl-prolyl isomerization. Gene Ontology annotation, molecular function: peptidyl-prolyl cis-trans isomerase activity. Bases 140 to 2464 code for a protein of 774 amino acids. The record is from RefSeq and is a predicted model, not a curated record. NCBI's taxonomy places the organism in Eukaryota, Viridiplantae, Streptophyta, Magnoliopsida, Malvales, Malvaceae. The transcript is spliced from 14 exons.